GGGUGAUAUUUGAGAAAGGAACUAAGGUUGAAUACAUGAAAGUAGAUGAACUGGCUGGUGUCUGGUGUGAAUGGACAGAGAUGGAGAUAAGACAUGAAAACUAUGACGAUGCAUUGAAGCUGAUGCGUAGAGCAACCGCAGCGCCCAGUAGGAAGGCUGCUUACCACGACAAGAGUGAGCCUGUCCAAAACAGACUAUAUAAGAACUUGAAGCUUUGGUCAAUGUAUGCAGAUCUUGAGGAAAGCUUCGGAACUUUCAAGAGCACCAAGGCAGUUUAUGAUCGCAUCAUUGAUCUACGGAUAGCCACGCCCCAAAUCAUCAUCAACUAUGGUAUGUUCCUAGAGGAGAAUCAGUACUUUGAGGAAGGUUUCAAGGCAUAUGAGAAGGGAAUAGGUCUCUUCAAAUGGCCUAAUGUGUAUGACAUCUGGAAUACUUAUCUUACCAAAUUCAUGGAGAGAUAUGGAGGAAAGAAACUAGAGAGAACAAGAGACCUCUUUGAACAAUGCCUUGAAGACUGCCCUGCUAAGUUUACCAAGACUUUGUACCUGUUAUAUGCGAAGCUUGAAGAGAAGUAUGGUUUAUCUCGACAUGCUGUGGCUGUCUAUGAUAGGGCUACCAAGGCAGUGCUUCCUGAAGAACAGUAUGAGAUGUUUAACAUCUAUAUCAAGCGAGUAGCAGAGGUAUACGGUGUUACACAGACCAGACCUAUCUAUGAGAAAGCUGUUGAAGUUCUACCUGACAUUGAAGCCAGAGAGAUGUGUAUCAGGUUUGCUGAUCUUGAACGUAAACUGGGAGAGAUUGACAGAGCGAGGGCGGUCUAUGCUCACUGCUCACAGAUGUGUGAUCCACGCGUGACGGCAACUUUUUGGCAGGUUUGGAAGGACUUUGAGAUCAAGCAUGGUAAUGAGGAUACAGUCAGAGAGAUGCUAAGGAUUAAGAGAAGCAUACAAGCCAAGUUCAAUACUCAGGUGAACUUCAUGUCAGCUCAGAUGAUUGCUGCAGAAGGAGCAUCCAAACCAAACCAAGGUGCUAUAGAUGACAUGCAGUUAUUAGAACAGAGAGCUCAAGCACUUGCUGCAGAGGCUGAGGCUGAUAAACCAAAACUCAAAAAGGACAUUCUGUUUGUCAGGGGUGAUACUGAAGCUAAGCGAGAGGCGGUUGCCGAGGCAACUAGAGCAGCUAACCCCGCAGAAAUCAACAUUGAUGAUGAUGAAGAUGAGGAUAGUGAGGAGGAAGUGGACGAGGUGAAUGUAGAACAGAAGACCAUCCCAUCUGAAGUAUUUGGCAGUAUCAAGGCAGACAAGGAUGAUUAGAAACAUCAGACAAUCAACGCAACAGGGACUCAGCUGCUAAUCAAACAGAAUUGCAAGUUGCAAUUGAACACAAAUCAUCUAUGAAUUUGGUAUUGCAACGCCUCAUAUGCCUUAUUCAAAUCUCAGUCGCAUUUUGGAAAGUAGUAUGUCCGUCAUUAAAAAAAAAUGAAUCAUGAACUUAUACCUCGAAACAUUUCUGACAAACUGUCUGGAUAAUGUUUCUCAAUCAUUGGCUAUGGGAACUUAAUGACAUUCCAUGUCUGUUAAAAUCUAUAGGAAUCGGAUUGAAAUGAACCCAAUCGGUUUAAAAGGUACAUGUAUUGAUCAAGAAUAAUUGGGAAAAAAUGUGGUUAGUCUCAUAUUGUCAAAGGUACUUCCAUUAAAAAUCUAUACUUAAGUUCAUCUCAAAUGUGUAUUGGUUGUGUUCAAGCACAUUCUCAUUCUCCUGAAGACGAGAAGAACACACUUUUCGAAACGUCAAGUUUGGGUGGUCCAUUUCAGGACCUUUUCAAGACCAACAAUUGAAACCCACUUCACUAAUUGAAUAUCUAUUUUGGGUCCUAAAAUUACUCAUAUAUUUUGCAAUUAAUUGCUCAUCUACUGAUUUCCUCCAGCUAAAAUUUGUAUUUUCUUGCAUCUCCCCCGUAGAGAUUCUUUUGUGUAAAAACAUCCCAACAUCAACCGUUGUGUAGUACGCUAUGCUACAUGUACAUACAUGCACUCAUACAUUUAUACACUUUGUGGUAAAAGGCAUUAAAGGUCAAGUCCACCCCAGAAAAUUGUUGAUUUGAAUCGAUAGAAGGUUUGAAGUACUUGCAGUUAGAUAAAAAUUGGAAUAUUCAAAUUCAUUAUCAUGACGUAGUGUAAAUUCAGUUAUUUCAUGUUAGAAAUAAAGAACAAUUUACAUAGAA
Molecule: messenger RNA, 2224 nt
Organism: Lytechinus pictus (painted urchin)
Lineage: Eukaryota; Metazoa; Echinodermata; Echinoidea; Temnopleuroida; Toxopneustidae
Product: pre-mRNA-splicing factor SYF1-like
Exons: 13
Coding region: 36-1313 (425 amino acids)
Biological process (GO): mRNA splicing, via spliceosome; generation of catalytic spliceosome for first transesterification step
Cellular component (GO): U2-type catalytic step 2 spliceosome; Prp19 complex; post-mRNA release spliceosomal complex
Molecular function (GO): protein binding
Source: RefSeq, a predicted model, not a curated record